AAGAGUCCACCCCCAGACCACCCCUGUCCCUCUCCCUCUCCUUAACUCCAGUCUCCGUCUCUACAAAAUGCACCCUCACCACCCUUCCCCGCCGCCGCCACCGGAAAAUAGCGUUCUUUUCUUCAAUGUUCGCUGUCCCCAUGUCUUCGUUCUCCGUUCGGUUCCUUUUACCUUCCGUGCUGUCUCCCAACCGCCCCAAGACAAGAAUAUCGACGUCUCAGGCGCCGGCGGCGCCACCCACUUCGCCUGCGGAGGGGGUGGACGCUGGGAGGCUGGAGCCGAGGGUGGAGGAGAGAGAUGGGUACUGGGUUAUGAAGGAGAAGUUCAGGGAAGGCAUAAAUCCUCAGGAGAAGGUCAAGCUGGGGAAAGAGCCAAUGAAGCUUGCAAUGGAAGGUGGUAUUGAGGAACUGGCAAAGAUGUCUCUUGAAGAAAUUGAGAAAUCUAAGCUCGCUAAGGAUGAUAUUGAUGUGAGGCUCAAGUGGCUUGGCCUCUUCCACAGGAGAAAGCAUCAAUAUGGUAAAUUUAUGAUGAGGCUGAAGCUACCAAAUGGGAUAACAAGCAGCUCGCAAAUCCGAUACUUGGCGAGUGUGAUAAGGCAGUACGGGAAAGAGGGGUGUGCUGAUGUGACAACCAGGCAAAACUGGCAAAUUCGUGGCGUGGUACUGCCUGAUGUGCCGGAUAUUAUUAAGGGUCUCACAGAGGUUGGCUUGACUAGCCUGCAGAGUGGCAUGGACAAUGCUAGGAACCCUGUUGGUAAUCCUCUCGCUGGCAUUGAUCCUCACGAGAUUGUCGAUACAAGGCCUUACACCAAUCUGCUCUCCCAAUUCAUUACUGCCAAUUCGCAUGGGAAUCCAGCCUUCACUAACUUGCCAAGGAAAUGGAAUGUGUGUGUAGUGGGCUCUCAUGACCUGUUUGAGCAUCCCCACAUCAAUGAUCUUGCUUACAUGCCUGCAGUGAAGAAUGGACGGUUUGGAUUCAAUUUGUUGGUGGGUGGGUUCUUUAGUCCAAAGCGAUGUGCAGAAGCAGUUCCUCUUGAUGCUUGGGUCUCGGCCGAUGAUGUGCUCCCAGUGUGCGGAGCUGUACUAGAGGCUUACAGAGAUCUUGGAACCAGAGGAAACAGGCAAAAGACAAGAAUGAUGUGGUUAAUUGAUGAACUUGGCAUAGAAGGAUUCAGGUCAGAGGUAGCAAAGAGGAUGCCCCAGCAGGAACUGGAGAGAGCGCCUUCUGAAGACCUAGUUCAGAAGCAGUGGGACAGAAGGGAUUAUCUUGGUGUUCAUCCACAGAAACAAAAAGGCUUUAGCUUUGUUGGUCUUAAUGUGCCAGUGGGACGGGUCCAAGCAGAAGAUAUGGAUGAACUAGCUCAUUUAGCUGACAUAUAUGGCUCUGGUGAACUACGGCUUACUGUAGAACAAAACAUCAUAAUUCCCAACGUUGAGAAUUCAAAACUCGAAGAUUUGCUGAAAGAGCCUCUUUUGAGGAACAAAUUUUCACCCGAACCACCACUUCUGAUGAAAGGGUUGGUAGCCUGCACAGGCAACCAGUUUUGUGGGCAAGCCAUUAUUGAGACAAAGGCUCGAGCAUUGAAGGUGGCCGAGGAGGUUGAAAAGCUAGUUUCGGUGACUCGGCCGGUGAGGAUGCACUGGACAGGCUGCCCAAAUACCUGUGGGCAGGUACAAGUGGCUGAUAUUGGAUUCAUGGGGUGUAUGGCAAGGGAUGCAGCUGGGAAGGUCUGUGAAGGGGUGGAUGUUUUCUUGGGAGGGAGAGUUGGCAGUGAUUCCCGUUUGGGAGAUGUUUAUAAGAAGGGUGUCCCCUGCAAGGACUUAGUACCCUUGGUUGUGGACAUUUUGAUAAACCACUUUGGAGCUGUCCCUAGGGAGAUGGAAGACGGGGAAGAGUAGCUCAAAUGGAUCUUUGUUGAUCAUUGUUUUCUCCAACAUUUGAAGGUAUGGCUGUUGCAAACAUUUGGAUUAUGAGAAGAAUGUAUAAUAGAGGGUUCCAUCUGGGACGAGCUUGGAGAACUGAUCAAUGGGUUGAAACUUGAAAUGGCAAAGAAUGUUACGAGGAUUCCUCAACUUUAAACCCCUAAAGCAUCUAUGAGAUAUUUGGAUGAGACAUCUAGGUUUAAAUUACAUUUGGACAAAAGUUAUAAUUUUAUCAUGCCCAAUGACACUUAACACCACUAUCAUGCCUUAAGUCUUGUUAGGUGAGGUUGGCAAAUUGGCUCAUGAUUCUUUUCUUGCUAAUUUACAUUGGCUUUAGCAAUAUUAUGUUAUAAAUACAAGUCUUUAUCUA
Molecule: messenger RNA, 2292 nt
Organism: Malania oleifera
Lineage: Eukaryota; Viridiplantae; Streptophyta; Magnoliopsida; Santalales; Ximeniaceae
Product: ferredoxin--nitrite reductase, chloroplastic
Exons: 4
Coding region: 126-1898 (590 amino acids)
Molecular function (GO): iron-sulfur cluster binding; heme binding; oxidoreductase activity
Source: RefSeq, a predicted model, not a curated record